Messenger RNA from Megalopta genalis, 2320 nucleotides. It is a transcript of the gene Grip75, whose product is annotated as gamma-tubulin complex component 4. Gene Ontology annotation, molecular function: microtubule minus-end binding; gamma-tubulin binding. The record is from RefSeq and is a predicted model, not a curated record. NCBI's taxonomy places the organism in Eukaryota, Metazoa, Arthropoda, Insecta, Hymenoptera, Halictidae. Gene Ontology annotation, cellular component: gamma-tubulin complex; microtubule organizing center; spindle pole. Gene Ontology annotation, biological process: cytoplasmic microtubule organization; microtubule nucleation; meiotic cell cycle.
GUGAAGAGGACUCGAGAAACCACUGAUUUUGAACGAUGUUGGUACUUUAGGACAUGGAACACAGAACUUCAUAAAGUGCUUGGUUCAGUCAACACUAAUUGCUUUGGAUUGCAGCUUUGUCUGUGCUUACACUACUGUAAUUACGUUAUUUUCUCACUUGGUGCAGCACUGUCGCCUGUGCAGAAUUGGUGACACUGAACUGAAACCAUGGGUCAUUUUUUCCAAUUUCUUCUCUGCUAGAAGUAAAUAAGAGUUUAUGUCACGAAAAUGUAUGUUUAUUAUCAAAUAUUAAGUUUGUAAUGCAAUUUCAUUCGAUGUAAAGGAGUAACAGCUCCUUGUAUUGAAAGACACUUCUAAAAUGUUGCACGAAGUAUUGCUGUCAUUGUGGGGCUGCUCGACCAAUGUUUUAGAGAUAUUGGAGACAAAUACUGUAGAUCUUGAAAAAUAUUUACAUCCCGGGGAACGUGCAUUACUUAAGAAAAUAUUGGACAUAGUUGAGGAGUGCAAUGUUAUUAGAAACUUUAUUCAAGAGAAUACAACAUUCGAUAUUACAAAACCCAAUGAAGAAUUGCAAAGUUUACCUCAAGGUUUAUAUCUACAAGCUCUCUGCGAAGGAAUGGAUCAAGCUUUAGAACCAUUCCGUGAGGAAAUUGUUGAUUUAGAGAAUGUAGUUCUUCAUGACAGUUAUACUCCGUUAUCAUUAAUUCUGUGCCGUGUCCAAAAGUAUACAGGUUUAUUCUUUGUUCUGAAUUCUAUUAUAAGAGAAAUUAAGGCACUAAAAAUUCAUGGUUGCAAACUGUUACAAUGUUUACACUUAAAUACAUACACUGGUAUUCCACAAGUAAAAACAGCUUUGGAGAAGAUGUCCCUUUGUAUACAUAUAGUUUUUUACAAACAAUUAACGAGUUGGCUUUUGUAUGGUAAUUUGGAGGACACAUACAAUGAGUUUUUCAUCCAGAAAAUAUCGAAUGAACAAAACAAUUUGAUAUUGGCAGAUAAUAAAAACAAUGCUGCAGAUACAAAAAGUGUAAAAUUAAACUCAGAUAUGUGGGAUUACAGUGUUCAAAUGGAUAUGCUACCAUUUUAUAUUAGACCAUCGUUAGCAACCAAAAUUUUGACUAUAGGACAAACUAUUAUAAUGUUUGGAAAUGAUCCAAGACAAAAAAAAGACUUUGCAGUAGACGAUCAGAUCGAAUUUUCUAUAUGGGGAGAUAAAGAAUACGAGUAUUUUCUUAAAAUUCAAAAACUUCAGAAGAAUCCUAUUUUUAAUAUUGCUAAAUUUGAACGUAUAAUUGAUGAAUUAAAAUGUUGUGUAACUGAAUUAUUAUAUCGAAUUGUGGUCGAGGAAUUUCAACUAGUACAACAACUCAAAUUAGUGAAAGACUUUUUUCUAAUGGGCCGGGGUGAUUUGUUUCUCGAAUUUGUUAGACUGACUGCACAUAUACUGAACAAACCGCCAACAAAUCAUACUUCCAGAGAUAUCAAUCUAGCUUUUCAAAUUGCAUUAAGGAAGCUGCAUUUGAACGACGAAAGUGCUAUGGAGAAUUUUAAUUUUUUAGUUCCAAUUCCAGUGGAAGAUAGCGAUGAAACCGAAGGAAAUGGUACAGAGAUUACAGACAAGGAGCGGGAAGAUCCUAUCGAAAGGCGCGGAUGGGGGAUGAUCAUUUUAAAGUACAAAGUUAUAUGGCCGUUACAAUUACUAUUUAGUCCAUCGGCUUUAGUCGAUUACAAUAUACUAUUCCGAUUUCUAUUGAGAGUAAAGAAAACUCAAAUUGGUCUUUGGAAUCUAUGGAGUGAGCACAUGUAUUAUAAGAACAUUGAUAUAGGUGUAAUACAACUAAGAAAUAAUUUAAUAUUUAUUAUUGAUAAUUUACAAUACUAUCUGCAAGUGGAUGUGCUAGAAAGUCAAUAUACUAUAAUGGAAACAAAUAUGAAAAAUACUCGAAAUUUUGAAGAUGUGCAAAAAGCACACACUACUUUUUUGGCGAACGUUAUGUCUCAAACAUUUUUGUUAGAAGGUACAACAGAACGUAAAAAUCCUGUAAAUAAAUUGAUAAAACUUUUGCUGCGACUUUGUGACGAUUUUAUUUUACAAGCAUCGAUGUGGGAAGUAGGCAACUUACUUUUAACGGAGAAAGAAGAACUUAAAACGUUAUCUGCCACACUUGAAAGUUUAAUGUGCUGGCUGACUAAAACAUUGAAUAGAGUCCGUGCACAACCUAGUGGAGAACACUUAGCUCAAUUAUUAUUGAGAUUAGAUUUCAACAGAUGGUUUAACAAAAAAAUAUGAAUAAAUGAUUUGUUCUGAAUGACUUCCAAA